AUAUGUCUGCUACCCGCUUCCUAAACCUCUGCCGUAGAUCCGGAAAACCUACAACACGCAAACAAUAGUGUUAACUUACCACCCGACAAAUACCUGGAUAUCGUUUUGUAUUCCGAAUAGUAUUAUCUAUUAAACCCUAAUUUUAAAAAUGAUGUGAAAUCGAAACCUUUAGAAACAAGCCUAAUUACCUCACAAAACAACACGCCUAUUUAACGUGCACACGCAAAGUAUUGCCAAGCCAGAAGUUGUGUCACGAUCCGCAGGAAUCAACACCAACCUCAAUCGUCGAUAGUAAAUCCGAAGAGAAGACAAAAUGUUGGAAACUUUACUUGGCGACGACAGAGAACUUUUGAAACGUAUUAGUAUAUUCUUUCACAUUUGGGCAGUGAUAACAUUCGUAGUGCUCUUCCUAAUUCCGGCACCCUAUGGUCGCUAUUCUUCUCGCGUUUGGGGUUACUUAAUUAAUUGCAAGGUUGCUUGGGUUGUACAAGAAUCGCCUUGCCUCUGGCUCCCCGCGUGUCUCUUUCUAUUCGCCGACUCACCCCAGUUGAAAGAAUGGCCCAACAGAAUCCUUGUAUGCCUUUUUCUGUUGCAUUAUUUCCAAAGGACCUGUAUCUUUUCAGUAUUGAUCCGUGGAGGUAAACCAUCACCCCUGUCAACAGUCUCUUUAGCAUUUAUCUUCUGUUUCUUCAACUCUUACAUACAAGUUCGCUCACUCAUGAAAUAUUCAAUCUUUCCUCCAAACUGGCUUUACAGUUUCCAGUUCAUAACAGGCUGUAUCUUAUUCUUCAUCGGGAUGGCCAUCAACAUCCAUUCAGACCAUAUUCUACGAACAUUACGGAAACCUAACGAAACAGGAUACAAAAUCCCACAAGGUGGAAUGUUCAAAUAUGUAACCGCUGCUAAUUUAUUUGGAGAAAUAGUUGAAUGGUGUGGCUUUGCUAUUGCAUGCUGGUCACUUCAUGCUUCAGCAUUUGCAUUGAGCACAUUCUGUGUACUUAUCCCACGUAGCUACACUCAUCACAAGUUUUAUUUGCAGAAAUUGGACAACUAUCCAAAGACCAGGAAGAUUGCCAUUCCCUUCAUUUGGUGAUUACUUCACAAAGGAAUCUUGGUAUUGGCACCUGUUAUUGGUGCUACAAGUGGCUGUGUGAUGACUUCAGCAAUUUUUGUUAAUGAAUGUUACGAGUAGCAAAGUUGAACUCACCUAUUUUAAUUGUAUCAUGCUUUGAUAAACUGAUGCAUAAUCCA
Messenger RNA from Octopus sinensis (East Asian common octopus), 1251 nucleotides. Its product is annotated as 3-oxo-5-alpha-steroid 4-dehydrogenase 1. Bases 314 to 1093 code for a protein of 259 amino acids. Gene Ontology annotation, cellular component: membrane. NCBI's taxonomy places the organism in Eukaryota, Metazoa, Mollusca, Cephalopoda, Octopoda, Octopodidae. The transcript is spliced from 7 exons. Gene Ontology annotation, molecular function: 3-oxo-5-alpha-steroid 4-dehydrogenase activity. The record is from RefSeq and is a predicted model, not a curated record. Gene Ontology annotation, biological process: steroid biosynthetic process.